AUGUUGCAGCGAUCCCCCGCAGUGAUCAUCACGAUCCUGGCAUGCUGGAAGGCUCGCUGUGCCAUCGUCCUGGUCGACCCGAGCCAACCUGUUCCCCGAAAUGCCCACAUACUGGAAGACUGCGACUGCGCUCUAGUGGUGGUGGACAAUUCCUGGACCGGCGAACUGGCUCCGGACAUUGCCUGGCAGUAUGACUUUGGGCAGCUGCGCCGGCGAGCGAACGCAUGUCCCGUACCCCCAGAGAACUAUGCAGGAUCCGAGGUUGAUCUCUCGCAGGAUCUGUUCCAACCCGCAUGGAUUCGCGUCACAUCGGGCUCCACGGGAAGGCCCAAAUGCUGUCUGCAUAGUCAUGCUGCUUUUGGGGCCUCCAUUGCCAGCUACGCCGGUCGGAUUCGGGCGUCCAAAACACUACUCUUUUUCAAUCCAAUCUCUUCCGCCUCGGGGACGCCAAUCUGGAGCUUCCUCAGUAACGGCGGCUGUGUCUGCAUACCUCCCUUGGAGGAGAUCACGACGGAUUUAGCCGGCUGUGUGGCCCGGUAUGGCAUUGAGGACGUGUGUAUCACGCCCUCAGCUAUCGCGCUCACCACCCCUGAUGCUGUGCCGUCCCUGAAAACCAUUUCUUUAGUCGGCGAAGCGGUGCCGCCGACCCUGGCCCAGACAUGGAGUCGGCAUGUCUCGUUGUUGAUCGGCUACGGAGCUACGGAGAUGAACUCCCAUGCGCUGCCAUUUCAUGACGAUUCCACAGGGUGUCUCCCGCCUGGCCAUCCCCUUCCCACGUCUGACUAUUCACUAUACAUGCUACAACCCGGCACGGCCAGACUUUGUCCGUUAUACGUUCCUGGAGAAAUUUGCCUCAGCUCGACCUACAUGAGUGCCGGGUAUAUUGGGCGUUCCGAAGCGACAAGGCAGGUGUUUCAGCCUCAUCCCUUCCCCGGCGAUGCGGGGCACGCCUGGAUAUAUCGAACCGGGGACCUCGGCAUGUUCAUCGCGGCUGGUACCUUUAUUCUCCUCGGUCGAGUCGAUUUUCAGUUUAAGAUUAAUGGAUACCGGAUCCAGCCGGAGGAGGUCGAGGCCAUCGUCAACCAAGUGCCGCAUGUGAUGAAAAGCCGAGUCAUGCUU
Aspergillus brunneoviolaceus CBS 621.78 is the source of this 1119-nucleotide messenger RNA. RefSeq names its product AMP-dependent synthetase and ligase. The record is from RefSeq and is a predicted model, not a curated record. The annotation marks the transcript as partial. Gene Ontology annotation, cellular component: cytoplasm. Gene Ontology annotation, molecular function: phosphopantetheine binding. Gene Ontology annotation, biological process: amino acid activation for nonribosomal peptide biosynthetic process; secondary metabolite biosynthetic process. NCBI's taxonomy places the organism in Eukaryota, Fungi, Ascomycota, Eurotiomycetes, Eurotiales, Aspergillaceae. The transcript has 2 exons.